AUGCCCUCGUUGCACCAUGCCCACGAGGCGCAACAGGCAGAGAGGGCGCCCGCUCGUCCGCUGCCGGCACAGCGCUCGCCUGUCCAUGCGCGACCGCCACCAGACUACAACCGCCCGCUCCCACCGCCGCCGAACUACACUGUAGACAACUACGACGUUCCCACGCUCCGCAGGAAGCCAGUCCCUUCCGAAACGCCAUCACCACAAGCCCAUACCCGCUCCUUCAGUCACCCAUUUCCAUCACUUUUCGGCUGGGGCAAGGGCGACAAGAGAUCAAGAGGAGACAGCAAAGAUCAGAGCACAGACGAGCAGGCAACUCCGCGUAAUGGAGCAGUCGUCAAAGAGCAGCCAGUGGCAGCAUCGGCGAGUGGCAAGCAGGAGCCCAUUACCGGAAAGUGCAUGACAUGUGACGCCACCGUACGCUGGCCUCAGGGCCUCAAGGUCUUCCGCUGUACCACAUGCCUGACGAUCAAUGACUUGGAGCCCUACAUCGAACCUGGCUCGACUUCCAGUGGUCCUCCAAUCCGGCGGUCGCUGCCUAUAUCAAUUGCCCGGACGCGAAGCCUGCUUGACGGGUGUCUUGACCACUACUUCGAACGCAGACUUCGCGGUGGAGGCGUGUCUCGCAGCAAACCGACAGCUGCGGCAGAUCAGACCGUGGUCGAUCAUGCCACCGUCCCACAAGAGGUCGACGGCAAUGGCCUUUUCACCGCCUUCUUCAACGAUGAUGAAUCUCCACCCUCCACCCCACGACCGCUGCUGAAGAUCCGCAGCACUUCUGACCCUGCCAUGACGCCUAUAAGGCCACGCCGAAGAUGA
This is a messenger RNA of Cyphellophora attinorum, 819 nucleotides long. RefSeq lists its product as uncharacterized. The transcript has a single exon. The coding region runs from base 1 to 819 and encodes 272 amino acids. NCBI's taxonomy places the organism in Eukaryota, Fungi, Ascomycota, Eurotiomycetes, Chaetothyriales, Cyphellophoraceae. The record is from RefSeq and is a predicted model, not a curated record.